This is a messenger RNA of Nothobranchius furzeri (turquoise killifish), 1620 nucleotides long. RefSeq names its product uridine-cytidine kinase 1 (gene uck1). Gene Ontology annotation, cellular component: cytoplasm. The record is from RefSeq and is a predicted model, not a curated record. Lineage: Eukaryota; Metazoa; Chordata; Actinopteri; Cyprinodontiformes; Nothobranchiidae. Gene Ontology annotation, molecular function: ATP binding; ribosylnicotinamide kinase activity.
UAUCCAAAGCGACGUACAAGGUUUUUUUUAUUUUAUUUUUUUAUAACCUGUAGGGCAUGUGAUGUGUGGGGGAAACCGGAGUACCCGGAGGAAACCCACGCAUGCAUGGGGAGAACACGCAACUCCACGCAGAAAGGCGAGUUUUGAACCUGCGACCUUCGUGCUGCGAGGCAACAGUGCUAACCACUGCGCCACCAUGCAGCCAAUUUAUCUAACAUUGAACUAAGUUCAACUUCAAAUUAUGCCUAAGUAAAAUGUGUCAAUAAAGUUAUUGUUUGUUCUUCUUUGUUCUCGCGAGAACAACACGCUGUUGCUGCAAUACUCGUUAGCCGUGGUAGCACCCCGUUUAGCUAGUCAGGUUUCUGUGGUCUUUAACAUCAUUUCUGACCACCAUGAGUGCGGCUAGGGUCACCGAUGAGUUCGAAAAAUCAAGACAUCGCCCGUUUUUGAUCGGGGUUAGCGGAGGGACGGCCAGCGGAAAGUCAACAGUUUGUGCCAAGAUCAUGGAGCUUCUUGGCCAAAAUAAAGUGGACCACCGCCAGAGGAAGGUGGCCAUCAUCAGCCAGGACAGCUUCUACAAAGUGCUGACCCCAGAUCAGAAGGCCAAAGCGCUAAAAGGCCAGUACAACUUUGAUCACCCAGAGGCAUUUGAUAACGAAUUAAUGUACAAAACCUUGAAGGACGUAGCAGAAGGGAAUGUGGUUGAAGUACCAACUUACGAUUUUGUCACCCACUCCAGGUUGGAGGACACGAUCACGUUUUACCCAGCAGACGUGGUCCUUUUCGAGGGCAUCCUUGUUUUCUACCCACAGAAAGUGCGAGAGAUGUUUCACAUGAAACUGUUUGUGGACACCGAUUCAGACGUCAGACUUUCUCGCAGAGUCCUGCGAGAUAUGAGCAGAGGGAGAGACUUGGAUCAGAUCCUUAAUCAGUACACGACCUUCGUAAAGCCUGCUUUUGAGGAGUUUUGUUUGCCUACGAAGAAGUAUGCAGAUGUCAUCAUUCCAAGGGGAGUUGAUAAUAUGGUGGCCAUCAACCUCAUCGUGCAGCACAUCCAAGAUAUUCUGAAUGGUGACAUUUGCAAAUGGCAGCGUGGCUCUACGAAUGGGCGGGGCUUCAAACGGGGGUCGGCUGAGCCGAGCGACCUGCAGAACGGAGCCACCAACCCUCCCUUAAAGAGGGUCCUGCUGGAGCCCAGUAGCCGGCCUCACUGAGACAGUCUGGAUGUGUGUGUGUGUGUGUGUGUGUGUGUGUGUGUGUGUGUGUGUGUGUGUGUGUGUGUGUGUGUGUGUGUGGAUGUAAAAUCUGAUUCGCUGCUGUUGUGUGUUGGAUAGAUCAGAAAUGUCAUCAAUCUCAGUAGUUUUAAAACGACCUCUUAUUUUAUUACUAUUGAUGUAACCAGUAUUUUAAUAGGUUUCUUUUUAAACAAGUCUUCCGUUUUACUUUAUAAAAAUAAUAUAAUACUUUUGUCAAUAGGAUUUAACAUUUAAUACUUUUGCACUUUCUAGUGACAGAACAAAAUCACCUGUGCUUCUAUGUAAACAAUCUAUGUAACUGAUAUUAUUUAAUGUGUUUUCCUGUCACAUUUUGUACUAAUUUAUUAAAUUAGGUCCUUAUGGA